AUGGACGUGCUCAAUUCCAUCCUCACCCACCCCCACGGCACGGCGUUCAUACUCCUGCAAGCCGUCCUCGCCGUCGCCCUCGUUACCAGCUGGGCGCGCUGCUCCCUGCGCGGCCUCAAGGCCAUCAUCAUCUGCAUCAACAUCGCGCUCUUCGCGUACCUCGCGCACGCCAUCAGCGCCGUCUACGCCGUCAUGCCGCGGCCGGCCCCGCCGUUCGUCCUCUUCAGCCUGCGGCACGGCAUGGAGGCGUACGUCAGCAUCCACGCCCUGCGCCACGGCGGCCUCUGGGGUUUUGUUAUACGCGCCGCGGUCCUCGCCGCGAUCCACAAGGCGGCGCGCAUUCUGUAUGUUGGGCGCGGCUUGAUGGAGCUCUGGUUCCCGUUCAUUGCGGCGUUGGCGUUUGCGGCCUUAAGGGCUGCCGCGGAUUUCAAGAAUGUGGACAGGUGGGUGUUGUAG
Molecule: messenger RNA, 456 nt
Organism: Anthostomella pinea
Lineage: Eukaryota; Fungi; Ascomycota; Sordariomycetes; Xylariales; Xylariaceae
Source: the annotation of a GenBank genome assembly